This is a messenger RNA of Heterotrigona itama, 2213 nucleotides long. Lineage: Eukaryota; Metazoa; Arthropoda; Insecta; Hymenoptera; Apidae. The record is from the annotation of a GenBank genome assembly.
AUGGGAAACAAUGGAAAAAUAACAAGUAUAUAGCUUUUUUCAUUUAGAAAUAAUAGAUGUUUCACUUACUGUUUAUCAUGAGUGUCUUCAUUAUACAUUUCUUAAAUAUUUUUUACACUUAAAAUAAGUUUUGAUAAUUUUACUGAUCUUUUCUGACAAUGAGUUUUUAGGACUGACAAUGAUAAGCAAAUAAUUAUAGAAAGGAACGUAAAUUUGAUCAAAUGACCGGUUGCAGUGGAUUAUUAUAAAGACAAAUUGUAUAUAUUCUUUUUCUUGAAAAAAAUGAAACGAUAUAACAAUUUGAAGAAUUAAUUAAACGGAUAAUAUGAAAAUUGUCAUAAAAUCAAAUAGACGAAAACAAUAGUAAUGAAAAUUUGUAAUUAAAUUUUUAAAAUCGAUCAUUUUAUCUACGUGAUAUAUUUAGUGUUAAUUGUAAAUUGAAGACCAAAAUCUACAAUAAUCAUAUGCAAUAUGGCUUUACGUUGUAUAUUUUUAAAUAAUACAAUAAAUUACAUAUAAGUCUGGACUUUUCAGGAUAAUUUAGUUGAACAGAUCAAUUCUUCCGGCGAACAGACAAAAGAUGACUUUCCACAACCGCCACCAAGUACUCCAACAAAAGCACGAAAUCUACGAUCACCAUCUAUGGUGACUCCUAAAGCAGUCAGAAGUAGUUUGGCAAAAUCUCCUGAAACAGUAGGAUUAAAAAGAAGUGCGUCGCCUCUUCAAACUACAGAGACAGAAAAUCGAAACAAGAAGAGUCCGAGUUCAGAAGAUGAAAACGUAAUAAAAGGCAAAACAGCAAAAUCCCCUAUAAAUUCUAAUAAUUCUGAAUCAAAGGAUCUGGAAAAUAGAACAGCGAGAUCACCCGUUUCUCCGUCUAUUUCUAAUAACGUUCAAUUAAAAAAUCCCGAAGACAAGACGACAAAAUCACCGAUUUCUUCUCGUCCUCCUAGUUCUCGAUUGAAGAAUCUAGAAGAAAAAGUGGCGAAAUCACCUACUUCUUCACGUCCUCCUAGCAGUGUUUCAUUAAAAUCUCCAGAAGAGAGAGCAAUUAAAUCUCCUAAUUCACCACGUUCUCCUAACAGUCUUCGAAUAAAAAGUCCAGACAAAUCUUCCUCUCAGAUGUCUGGAAAAUUAUCGCCAAAAGAAUUACGGCUUCCAAAAUUGGCACCUUCUCCCAUCCCGCAGGAAACUGCUACACUUUCUGAAAUUAGUACUAAAAUAAGUUUACCAAAAUUAACUGAACGUGUUACACAUUAAAUCUCGUGUUUCGUAUAUUUCAAAAUAAAUUUAUUAAUUAUCAAGAUUUUUUAACAAAAAUAUUUUCUCAGAUUGUAAAUAAUUACUUGCAAUAUAUAUUGAAACCAGCAAAACAAUCAACAUUGAACUAAUAGAUGUGCACUUUCUGAUUUAAGAAUUUCAUAUUAUUUUGAAAUAAAAUUCUUAACAUAAAUUACUUUAUGGAUAAUAGAUAAGUGACUUAAAGUAUUUACAAGUUUACUUCUUUCUAAUAAAAACAAUCCUAUUUCAAUCUCUGACCUUUUACUGUAAAAUAACUACUAUAAAAGUAAAAAAAAGCAUUUUGAAGGAAAAUGUAAUAUUUAAAAUUCUUAAUAUCACAGAAUGAAAUUUUGCUGAUUAUACGAAAAUAAUAUUAUUUACGUACUAUCAACUAUUCUAUAGUAUAGUAUAAGUAUACUAUUAUAAAGAAUAAUAGUAAUUAAAGGUAUAACAAUUUUUAAAGUAAUAUACACAUGGUAAAAUAUAUAUAAGUGACUUUUAAUGUAUAUAUCAAAAUAUAUCUUCAUUAUAUAAAUGUGUUCGGCAUGAAUUCGGAAUUAAAAAUACAUUUUAAUAUAAGAUUUCAAAAAUAUAUAACUUUAAUAAUUAUAUUAUUAGCAGUUUACUGUAAUAAAGAAUUAGAAAGUAUCUAGAUCAAGUUUUCUUUGGCAACGGUGGUGGAACUAAUGCAACUCCAGUAAAAUAAGGAUGGGUUAAUGCUUUCUUGGCUGCUAUCCUCUGAUUGGGGUCGUAAGUCAGAAGUCUCUGUUGUAAAAUAUAUAAUAUUAAAAUUAAUAUAAAUUUUAAAAAUUCAAUAUUUAUUUUUUAUCAAAGUGAGUCUUACCAAAAGCAAAUCUUUGGCAUCAGAAUCAAAGGAAGGUACAACUUCAUCUAAAGAUCGGGGUUCCCAUCUUGGAAACAUUGAUGUAUAA